CCGGGGGCGACGUAUUUGUUUCCUACUAUUUUUCGAAGUCUACACCGUCAAGUGUCAUGUACUUUACUGGCACACACAUGCGGAAAGGCUUCUUCCUCAGACCAGGGACUCAACGGACUCCACUACCCUGGUCUUGUUUGUUGUGAAUCUGUGAACUCAAAGUUCAUCCCGCAGAUUUCUGAAAGUCUGCACUUCCUGCCCGUCAACGGCCGUGCCAUGGCAUGCACAGAGAGCAAAGGAUUUCUCAGCUGUUUCUUCUUCCUCGAUGGCUAACACCGAGACAAUUUCUGUGCCACCUGGUGAACAUAUGACAAUUGACGACACGUUUGAUGGGUCCGCAAGCCGCAGUGGUUUCACCAGUCUUGGAAAGGAUGAGUCUAUCCACCGACUAAACAGCCUCAGAGAGAACUUUGAAUGUGACUCCCCCAGUGACAGCCUGAGUGCGGACUCUCUGUGCGGGGCCGGUGACCAGCUGACGAGCCGUUUGGAUGUGUACUGCGGAGGAACGGUUGGCAGUUCAGGAAGUGGAACCGCAUCGAUUGUUCGUUUGAAAAACGGCAUUAUCCAGUGGGCCUCGCUGCCUAGGAACAAGCGCAGCACAACUAACUUCAGUGAAACGCAAGCGGAUAACCUGCUGGACUCCGCCUCCAGUUUGUCCCUGGAUUUAGUCAUUACUGCUAAGCUUAGAGUAAAAACCAACAAGCAGGGCAGGGAAGAGGUCACUGGGUUUACUGUGCUGGGAGCCCAGGCCAACAAAACUGGGCGCAAUGGUGGCCCCCUGCUUAGCACUUUGACAGUCCACUUUACUAAGGCUGCAGCUCGAGUAAGCCAGGAAUGGGUGUACACCAUCAACAACGCCCUGUUGGUGACGGGCCUGAGGCCACAGAAGUUGCUGUUCUUCAUCAACCCGAUGGCGGGCAAGGGAGACGCAGCGCUCAUCUACCAGCAGUCUGUGCGGCCAUAUUUGAAGGCGGCCGACAUCGAAGCGGAUGUCAUGCUGCUCAGCGGCCCAGGUAGCAUGCGCAAGUACCUCUCUGACCCGACUCGCGACUUGCACCAGUAUGACGGCAUUGUGGCAGUUGGCGGCGACGGAACAAUCAAUGAGCUGAUAAACAUCUCCAUAUUCAGAGCAAUCGAGUCGAAAGUCACCUCGGUCUGGUCCAACGCGGACCCCAAGGACGAUUCUGUGCCCGAACACGAGUUCAGCAUUGAGCAGAUUCGAAAGAACCAGCAUCGGAUAGGCGUGAUUCCGGCAGGAUCGAUCAAUCACAUUGCGUGCUCGGUGUUUGGCUCGGACAGUCCGGCUAUAGCCACCAUACACACGUUACUCGGUGGUAGCUACCUCCUGGACGUCUGCUCGUUGUCCACACAGAAACGCUUACUGACAUUCGGAACAACGGCUGUAUUCUCCUGCCUGCAGAAUGGAUGCAAGUCGCCGAAGAGCCCCAAGCGCAAGCUGCUUCGCCUCUCUUCUAGCCAGCAAUUUACGACAAUGAAGUUGGAGAGAGACGGGGACUUCUUCACAACGUUGAGGUACCAAAUGACCCAUGUUGACCGGGUCGAGAAGAACAAGUCUUCCGAGACAUGGUCCACAGAUCCGAACCCAGGUGAGAAUUUUGAGAUGAGCAGCUUAACUCUCUCGCCGCUGAUCGAAGUAGCCCCGGGUACCGACAACCUAAGUGCAUGUCCAGUGACCAACAAGUGGGGGACUCUGACGGGCACCUACGGAUAUCUUUGCAUUUUCGCGACACCCUACCGGGAUCCUGAGCAUCCAACCGCAUCCUCUCAGGAAGGUUUACUGGAUAUGAUACUGGCGGAUACGCUUUCUCGCAAGGACUACUUCAGGAAUGCGUUGAAGAAGAAGUUCACGUCUGACCAGCAGAAUGCGUCUGGAGCAGUGAUUUGCCACGCCCAGCAGGCCUUCAUCAACAUCAACGUUCCGAGACAGAACACUGCUGGUACGAUGCCAAAGUUCCGCAAGAAGGCCUCCACGAUCUCCUCGCCUCUGGACAUGAUCCGCAGCCGGCGUCUCAACUCCGAGGAUGAUGAUGUAGUGAACGAGACCGACUCGGCCGAGGUGUCAUCCACCGGGACAAUCUACAGCACCAUUGAAAUCGAUGCGGACGUGACUAUUGGACACCUGAAGGGGAUCUCCUGGAGCUCGAUUCAGACCCUGGCAGGGGAGCCUGGUAGCCACACGCCCACGCACAUUGGUCCCGGCAAGUUUGCGUGGUAUAUCGACGGUGAUCCGAUCGCGGCAAAGUCAGUCCAUGUGUGCAUGCUUCCGAAAAUCGUCAAUUUCCUGGCAAUGCCGCUGGACCUGGUCGUAAGUGUGAAAUGAGUACGCGUGUCGAUAGUAGUCAGCCAGUGCAUGCCGGCCUUGGCGUGGACGUUGUGUCCGUGCUGCUCUGCUUGCGCUGUGGAUUUUGCGUUGUCGGUUGCCAGCUGCUCUGAGCCACGCGGCACAUUCCCAAUAGGGUGUUCCCAUAGUUUCUUUUUCUCUAGUGCACCGCUGCAGUGCAUUUCCAUUCUUAGUCUUGCAGUACCUCACAACUAUAUAAAACACAUGUUUAACUCCUGCCGUGUGGCUGAGCAGGCCAUUCCUGUUCAACAAGCCAGGAGAGUGAACUCAACUCGGACAGUAGCAGCAAAGUGAAAAUAUUAUCAAACUCAGUCCUUCUUUUUAGUGCUUUUGUUUCAUAGAAUUGCAUCACGACCAGCCGGUUUAUGCCACAAAGCACUUAGAAAUUUAGCUAAUUCGUCUGACGCUCUGCUACUCCUCUGUCCGUCUCCAAGUCUGUUUUGGCUUCUGUAGCUCCCACGCUCUCACUGUCUUCUUGCCCCCUGCUGUACAAUUUCGUCCCCGGCAUAGACGUUGAUGCAUGACGCUAUUUUGACACAAAUAUUCCGAUUAUCAUUCAUGUGCACGUCUCCUCACACAGCACAUUGCAUGCGUGUGUGUCUGCCUCGGUGUUCUUUCUCUCUCAAUGCGUCUAUGGAGAUCCCGCAUAUAUUAUAAAACUUUAGUUUUACCUCAUGAUUGUGAGUUAGUUGCUGCCGCUACAUCUUUCUCCCUUCUCUUCUCCGUCUCUCUCUCUCUCUCUCUCUCUCUCCGCUAUUGCUGUUGCUUGCUUCCCUGCCCGUUUGACAGCAUUGGGCCAGGAGGAGGAGGCAUGUGCACCGUUGCAUACACUAAAAUGCAGAGUGUGUCAGGGUGCUGCUUGUUCUUGUCUCGUGCGGCUAUUGACUUCUUCUCGCUGCACCUUUUUUAUUUUAGUGUCAACUUCUGUAGCCUUUUAAUCGGGCCUAUAAAUCCUUGUAAUGCUGAUGCGGCUUCUUUCACCGUGAGCUCGAUGCGCCUGGCUAGCCUUUGUGUUUGUUUGUUUUGCUCUUGGUCAUCUUCACCUGGACGUGUUCACAAGUGAUGGACAGGUACGCACACACACACACACACACACACACACACACACACACACACACACACACACACACACACACACACACACACACACACACACACACACACACACACACACACACACACACACACACACACACACACAUAUGUGCAGUUAAUUCAACUUUGCAUCUUUGGUGUUUCUUUUUGAAGCAUGUACAAUUUAUAUUCUUUCAUGUUCGUCUGACACGUUCAUACUGAGCUGUUCAUGCACUCCUCCUUUGUUUUGGGACAAGUUGCUUACGCUUGCAGGUGCCAUCUGCUUAUUCUUGAUGUGCUUGUUGGCUUGUUUUCCGCUCAUGAUCUUUGUUCUCUUUCUCUUUCUUUCCGUUAGAUAGGUGCGGGCUGAAUUAAGUAUGUGCUGAAUAAAUUUCUCCAUGCGGACUCUGA
Molecule: messenger RNA, 3847 nt
Organism: Sycon ciliatum
Lineage: Eukaryota; Metazoa; Porifera; Calcarea; Leucosolenida; Sycettidae
Exons: 6
Coding region: 266-2341 (691 amino acids)
Biological process (GO): ceramide metabolic process; phosphorylation
Molecular function (GO): ceramide kinase activity
Source: RefSeq, a predicted model, not a curated record